AGUUCCUGCAUAAACAUGCAACUAUUGGGGGCAAUCUUAUUGUUGGCUUCUGCCUUUGCAUUUGCUCAAGAAAACAGCACUGAAAACACGACUCCGGAUCAUGUGAUUGUCAAUGGCUAUCCAGCCUACGAGGGCAAGGCUCCCUAUCUUGUUGGCCUUUUUCUGUUCACGGACGGCAGCAACAGUGGAGCCGUUGGUGCUGGUAGCGUAAUAGCCCACAAUUGGGUCCUGACCGCAGCCCACUGCCUCACCACGGACUCUGUGGACAUCCACUACGGAUCGAAUCGUGGCUGGAACGGCCAGUACAAGCACCACGUCAGGAAGGAGAACUUCUUCCGUCAUCCAGGCUUUGGCAACUCGGCUGGUCACGACAUCGGCUUGAUCCGCACUCCGUACGUGGAGUACACCAAUGUGGUGAAUAGAAUCGCUCUUCCGAAGUUUGGCCAAAAGGGAGAACGCUUCGAGAACUGGUGGACCGUUUCCUGCGGCUGGGGUGGCAUGUCCAAUGGCAAACUCGCGGACUGGCUCCAGUGCGUCGACGUGCAGAUUAUCAGCAACAAUGAGUGUUCCAGGUCCUAUGGCUCUGUCGCCAGCACCGACAUGUGCACCAGACAGUCGGACGGCAGGGGUAACUGCGGCGGUGACUCUGGUGGCGCUCUGGUCACACACGACAAUCCAAUGCAGGUGGGCGUUAUAGCCUUUGGAUCCACCAACUGCAAGAGUGGACCUUCCGGCUACACCCGUGUCACCGAUCACUUGGACUGGAUACGCGAAAAAUCCGGAGUUGCCUAUUACUAACACCGACCAUGGCUUCGUUUCUUUCUUUUGUUUCCUCUUAAUAUAAAAUAAAUAUAUUUUCGGUGUAACUGACACCGCGAGCAUCACAAAAA
Messenger RNA from Drosophila subobscura, 890 nucleotides. Its product is annotated as serine protease 1-like. The record is from RefSeq and is a predicted model, not a curated record. Gene Ontology annotation, biological process: proteolysis. The coding region runs from base 16 to 798 and encodes 260 amino acids. NCBI's taxonomy places the organism in Eukaryota, Metazoa, Arthropoda, Insecta, Diptera, Drosophilidae. Gene Ontology annotation, molecular function: serine-type endopeptidase activity. The transcript has a single exon.